Molecule: messenger RNA, 1186 nt
Organism: Octopus bimaculoides (California two-spot octopus)
Lineage: Eukaryota; Metazoa; Mollusca; Cephalopoda; Octopoda; Octopodidae
Source: RefSeq, a predicted model, not a curated record
AGGCAACCAAUCAGGUUUUAAUAAUGAUAGAACUGGUAACAGCAUAAACUAUACCGUUAACGGUUACUACCUACAUUCAAUCGCUUUAUCUCCAGAAUAGAACACAGUCUUUACUUGUCACAACCAAACCUGUUUGAUUUUUCUUCGAACUAAGUGCAUCGAAAAUGGACGGAAUUUUGCCUCGAUACAUAUUUGUUGUUACUAUUUUUCUGUGGAUACCAUUGAGCAAUGGUUGUAUGAAUACAGCUGUCGGUGAAUUUAUGAAUUGUACAAUGAAAUUAAAUAUCCCAAUGGCAGCAUCACCAGAUAAAUCCUCGUUAAAACAGCAAAUGGAUGUGAUAUGCAAGAUGGAAUCAGAAAAGAAAAAGAAAUUCCAUUCUUGCUUUGACAACUUUAAAAAAUGUGAACAAAUUAAGACAAUAUCAGAAAGUGUGGGGAUAAAUAUCUUGAAGACGAUGGAGUCCACCGAGAAGCUGUGUAAACACGAACAAGUUAUACUUGACGGUAUGCCAUGCUUAAUGGGAAAGAUAAUGGAAAUAAUAGGAAAUUCAUCAACGGAUACAUUGGAGAAAUUCAAGCAGCUCUACAGCAAAGGGUCAAGUUUAUUUAUAGACAUGAUGAAUCAAAAAAUGACAAGAGAUGAGUACGACAGGAAAUAUUGUCCAAUUUUGAAAGAAGGAAUUGAGGAUCUGAGCCUAUUUAAGUGUGAAGAAAAGUUUAAUAAAGUGGUUAAAGACUACGCCUAUGAUAUAAUGUCUGACAAAUGUAGAUCAAUCAACAAAAUUGAUUCAUCUGGUAUAAAAUCACUUCCAAAUAUCUCCCUCAUUUCCUUGUUGUUUCUAAUCUUACUUUUUGUUAUUAGCUAAAGAAAUCUCAAUGACUUAUUCAGCGAUUAACCCCAUUCCCACAAAGCUUCGUGCCUAAAUCAGAAACCAUUUUUUAUUGUUAUCAUUAUUAAAGUAACAAUUACGUACUGAGUUCGAUAAAUUGCUUGCUUACCUUUUAAACAGACUUUGCAUUUAAUAUUUCCGUAGAUCCUUAACAUACUAAUCAAUUACUAGAUUUAUAUAAUCACCUACAAUCCUUUUUAUUCUUACCCAGCCCAUCGAAAGAACACUGUAAUUCUUCUCCCCAAAAGAGAUCCUGAUUUGUUAUAAGAAAAUAAAUGUCAUAAAUAUUACAGUUA